Molecule: messenger RNA, 1288 nt
Organism: Orussus abietinus
Lineage: Eukaryota; Metazoa; Arthropoda; Insecta; Hymenoptera; Orussidae
Product: lysozyme c-1-like
Exons: 2
Coding region: 566-1003 (145 amino acids)
Source: RefSeq, a predicted model, not a curated record
UGAUGGCUCAUUAAUGCGCAAUAAUAAUACGCGCGUGAAGGUCACGAUUUAUUUGCGUCACUUAAUCGCUCAUUACACUGUAGAAAUGAAUUUUCAACGCAGUAGAUCCUGCAUACAGGGUACCACUCGACGUACCGAUCUACAUUUAACCUCAAAUCUACAUGUUCCCGUGGUCGAAUUCGCCGCCGAAGAAAGUGCCAUAAUUCCUGCCGAUUUCCUGGUUCAAGAUAAUGCAGCUCAUGCCUGACCUCGGGACUACCGAAGCAUCGUAAUCAGCUUGAAGUUCACGGUCAGUCCGUAUCGAUAUCAGCGCCCAGAAAAUGCCAGAAAUAUUAACCUCAGGUAUGCAGGGAUCUAUUGUGGAGGGCCCUUAACCCCCGAAGACGGUACAAGGAAGAUGACCGGUGGCACUUAAUUAAAGUCGUCUCGGCGCCUUAUUAAUGAAGGAUAAAACGAGGCGCGCCUCGCUCAAGGUCGCCUCGUAUCAGCGAGCGUCAGGGCGCUUUGCUUGGCUUGCUAGCGAAUUUUAGUCUAGUCUCUGUCGAGCAGGCCAAACGCGAGGACGAUGUUCCGGGGGAAAGCUGCGUUGGCGGUCAUGGCCGUCGUCCUGAUCAGCCUUGGGUCGGCCGAGGGUAAGAUCAUGAGCGAAUGCGAGGCCGUGAAGGAGCUGCAGAACGGACGCAUCUCCAGGAGCAUGAUCAGCAACUGGCUGUGUCUGAUGAAACAAGAGAGCGGCAUGGACACGCGUCUCGUUUCUGGCCCGAAAACCGCGUCCAGCUACAACUAUGGAAUAUUCCAAAUCAGCAGCCUUAAGUGGUGCACUCGCGGGAGAAAAGGCGGGAUCUGUAACCAACGCUGUGAAGAUUUUGCCGACGACAACAUCCAGGACGACAUCGCGUGCGCCAGAAUCAUUUAUAACCAGGAUGGAUUCAAGGCUUGGGGUGGAUGGCUGAGGCAGUGCAAGAACAAGGCCCUGCCUAAUAUCUCUGGCUGCAGGCGUUGAAUUAUCGAUAUUUACCGAUCUAUGUUUUACAAUAAUUGAGAUUACCGGAUAUAGACACGAGACUGCUAAACGCUACACUUUUUGUAAGCCCGAUAGGGCGGAAUGGGAUUUUUUGUGCCGCUGCGGAAGUUGAGCGAGAACCGCGUUGAGACGCCCUCGGGGUCGGCAGGUAUUAAUUCAUAACACCAGGACUUCGCUAAUGCGGUGUACCGGAUAUCUUUCUACCGGAAUACAGGAAUCACUGUACAUCCAGGGAUGUACGGUAAUAAAUUGUAUAAUUGUCGA